Messenger RNA from Candidozyma duobushaemuli, 813 nucleotides. RefSeq lists its product as uncharacterized. Gene Ontology annotation, biological process: fungal-type cell wall organization; cell wall biogenesis; (1->6)-beta-D-glucan biosynthetic process. Lineage: Eukaryota; Fungi; Ascomycota; Pichiomycetes; Serinales; Metschnikowiaceae. The record is from RefSeq and is a predicted model, not a curated record. The coding region runs from base 1 to 813 and encodes 270 amino acids. The transcript has a single exon. Gene Ontology annotation, cellular component: extracellular region.
AUGCAACUCCUUAUUCUUGUUGCCCUUUUCUUCCUCAAGUUCGUUGUGGCCGACGUCGACAUCUCGGAUCCAUCCUCAGGCGACUCUUUCAAAGUCCUGGGCGGUGUGGCCAAGGUCAGCAUCAAAUGGAAGGACAGCUCAGACGACUCGGACGACUCAGACUCCCUUUCCAAGGUCAAGUCCUACGCCAUCGUCUUGUGCACUGGUUCUAACAGUAAUAUUGGUACUGUUACCACGCUCGAGAAGUCCUUGCUGUCUAAGCUGACCUCGUACGAUGCUGAGAUCAAAUCAAACGCUGCUCCAAACGGUCAGUACUUCAUCCAGGUGUACGCCGUGUUCCCUGACGACGGCUACACCAUCCACUACACUCCAAGAUUCAAGUUGACUGGCAUGUCUGGUGAGACCAACACAUUUACAUUCCCUGCUAGUUUGUUUUCCGUGACGGGUGACCAGCCUUCGCCCGUGCUCCAGGCCGCAGGCGAUAACACUGAUGUGAACUCCAAGUCUUUCUCAGUCACCUACACUUCGCAGACCGGUAAGACCAAAUACGCUCCAAUGCAAACCCAACCAGCCACCACUGUCACCGCUACUACAUUCUCCAGGAGACACCCCACCUCGGCAUACACCCCAUACAAGUCGAUCAGCCCAUCGCCCAACGCAUUGUCCACCAUCACUCCUGGCUGGGACUACUCUGUCACCUCGAAGGUGAACACGGCCUCGGUGGCUGGCUACCCUACGUACUUUUACCCUGCCUCGUCGCGGGUUAAGCAGGCCACUCUCAGUGCACAGAAGAAGAGAAGAUGGCUCGACUAG